AUGGACUAUAGAGCUCUUUGGCGGCGUGAUGGCGCCGAGGAGUUCCUCAAGCUUAUUCAGGACCCAUUCAAGUCUGCAUUUCAAACCAACGCCGUUUGGGCUUCGCUAGCCACGUCCGCAGUUGUCGCCAUUGUCCUCGCGCUCCUCUUCUCCCUCUUCCGACCUCGCCAUACCCUCGUCUAUGCGCCCAAAGUCAAACAUGCCGACCGCAAGCACGCUCCUCCGCCGGUUGGGAAAGGUCUUUUUGCCUGGAUCAAGCCUGUCAUCCGGACGAAAGAGGCGGAGCUGGUUGACUGUGUCGGCCUCGACGCUACAAUCUUCAUCCGAUUCACCAAAAUGUGCCGCAACAUCUUUAUCUUUCUCAGUAUAAUUGGCUGCGGAGUUAUGAUUCCUGUCAACUUAACUCAAAGUCAAAAUACUGAUGGUGCAACUGCGUUUGUCGUGAUGACCCCGCUGUACGUCAAGGUGAAUGCGAUUUGGAGCCAGGUUGUAUGUGCGUGGGCUUUCAACAUCAUAAUUACUUUCUUUCUGUGGAGGAACUACAAAGCCGUCCUGGCCCUGCGAAGGCGGUAUUUCGAGAGUUCCGACUACCAGCGAAGCCUCCAUGCGCGGACUCUGAUGAUUACCGAUAUCCCUCCAGAUCUACGCACCGACGAAGGGUUUCUACGUUUAACCGACGAGCUGAACCCCACUGCAGCACUUCCCCGGUCAUCCGUUGGACGGAACGUGAAGGGGCUUCCGAAAUUGAUCAAAGAACACGAAGAACUUGUGCGCAAGCUCGAGUCUGUUUUAGCCAAGUAUCUCAAGAACCCCGAUCGAUUACCGCCGUCCCGACCAACAAUGCGUCCACCCCGUGGCCACAGAGACGAGGAUGGGAGUGGCAAGGUCGAUGCUAUCGAUUAUCUUACCGACCGCAUUCAGAGACUCGAGGAGGAGAUUCGUCAUGUUCGGGCAUCUAUUGAUAAACGGAACGCGAUGCCAUAUGGGUUUGUGAGCUGGGACAAGAUUGAGCACGCCCAUGCGGUAGCGUACGUGGCACGCAACAAGCAUCCUCGUGGUACAACUAUUCGACUUGCCACGCGGCCGCACGACCUCAUUUGGGAGAACCUGUCAUUAUCCAAGUCGGCUCGAAAAUGGAAGGCCUUUGUAAUGUUCCUUUGGGUGACCGCUUUGACUGUUGUGUGGAUUGCACCUAACGCUCUGAUCGCCGUCUUUCUCUCCAACUUGUCGAAUCUGGGUUCCGUCUGGCCGGCUUUCCAGACGGAACUUGACCGAAACCGCAAGGUCUGGGCCGCUGUCCAAGGUAUCCUUUCACCGGCUGUGACGUCUCUGUUUUAUCUUCUCCUACCCAUCAUCUUCCGUCGCUUGUCAGCUCGGACUGGUGAUGCGACCAAGACUCUCCGGGAGCAGCACGUUCUUAGGCACCUCUACUCUUUCUUCGUCUUCAAUAAUCUGAUUGUUUUUUCUCUCUUCUCGGCGGUGUGGACGUUCAUCGCAGCAGUCAUCGACCUGAAAAACAAAAAUGAGGAUCCAUGGCAGGCAGUUCAAGAUGGUCAGUUCUACAUUAAAGCCUUCAGUGCCAUGUGCAAUGUCUCUCCGUUUUGGGUGACGUAUCUGCUGCAGCGAAACAUGGGUGCUGCUAUCGACCUGGUUCAGUUUGUGCAUCUCAUCUGGGUGUGGUUUGCCAAAACCUUCCUCGCCCCGACACCCCGGCAGACGAUUGAGUGGACAGCACCGCCGGCAUUCGAUUACGCCAGUUACUACAACUAUUUCCUCUACUACUCGACUAUCGCCAUCUGCUUCGCAACUCUACAGCCCAUUGUGCUGCCGGUCACUGCUCUGUACUUUGGUCUGGAUGCAAUGAUGAAAAAGUACAUGCUGAUGUAUAUUUUUGUGACCAAAAACGAAUCUGGUGGCCAGUUUUGGCGUGUGCUCUUCAACCGAGUGGUGUUCGCAGCUAUUUUGUCCAAUGUGAUCAUUGGCCUUGUAGCAAAGGCAAGAGGAACCUGGAACAUGGUGUAUUGUGUCGUGCCGCUCCCAUUCCUGAUGCUUCUUUUCAAGUGGUAUUGUAUGAGGACUUUCGAUGACGAUUGCACCUACUACAACAAGGCGAACUUGAGCGACACCGAAGCGCUUGCUGCUAGCAAGUCGAGCAAAUCGGCAGGGGACCGACUCAGUUCCAAGUUCGGCCACCCGGCCCUAUUCAAGCCAUUGAUCACGCCUAUGGUGCACGCCAAGGCUGCCGACGCGCUCAAGCAGAUUUACCGUGGACGGCUGGGAGGUAAUGAAGCGGAGGGAGAUUAUUCAGACAUUGUCAUGGACCCAAUGAUGAAAUCUCAGCCUGGCAAGACCAUGCCGGACACGUCGGCUCCGUUCGAGGUGGUCCCGGAGCAUCACCUCGAUUUCGCUUACUACAAGGAUCGCGCCGACUUCCAGGAAGAGUUCGGCGGAGGCAUCUAUGGGCGACCAGAGGAUUUGAUGACUGAGCGCUCUCACACGCCACGGAGCGCGCUGGGCGACUGGUCCCCCACCUCCUCUCGGGCACCUUCUCCCGCACCAUCCGUCCCAAGUUUGCCAAUGCUGCAGCCCGAAGCAUACGAUCCGCGAUUAAACCAGGGUAUGCAUCCUGUGUUCCGUCCGCCGCCAUUCAGAACGGGUAGCGGGAUGAGCAGAGGGCUCUACCAGCACCAGAAUGAGAGUGAAACGGAGCUCCUCGGACAGGUGCAGCAGCCAGCGGGAGUCAGCAUGCAGCCGUGGCGGCCGGGAGGAGGGUAUGGUCCUGUUGAUCAGGAUGACCAUGCAUUUACAUCAUAUGAACAGUAUCUUGUGUCUAUUGUACCUGAAAACUACACUUUGGCCGUGCGACAGCAGCCUCAGGCACCAGGAGCAUGCUUACCAAUUACCGGAUUGGGCCGAUCGCUCUUUCCCGACAACACUCGGACCACAGAUAGUCGCAGCCUAGGCAGCCCAUCGGCCACCGUUGCACGUCCUGAGCUGUACGAUGCGGUUGCCAUUUCGAACAGUCGAUGCUUAUACAAGCCAGCUCUCUGCAAGUUGAAUCAGCAGCCUAUUCGUCGCUGCCUGGUGCAACACCUCAACUGAUCGGGCCACGCCACCGAGUUCGAGCCUCCGACAUAUCCGCAACGCUGCGUAGUUAAUCAAUGGUUUCUGAUCCCACAAACCCCGGCUGAGUGAAGUGAUUAUUUACUGCACUUUGCUGGUAAUAAUCUAUUCGAUAGCACAACCUUAUUAUCAAACGGCGCAAUCGUACGGUUUGUUACGGAGGAUACCUAUACGAGCGAAUAUGGCUUGGUACUCCAUCCUCCCCGCAGAGUUCAUCUACCUCGAGAGCUGGGUCGUGCGGUUCUUUUUCUUCCUCGGCGUCGUGACAAUCCUCCCCUGGGUGACCCUCAUCAUACUCGAUAUGGCUCUGUACACUUGGCGCCUGGCGGUGUAUUACACUCCGGCGGUUGGGGGCCGGGCAAGGGGUAUGCAGCGUCCAAG
This is a messenger RNA of Aspergillus nidulans FGSC A4, 3504 nucleotides long. Its product is annotated as protein calF. Lineage: Eukaryota; Fungi; Ascomycota; Eurotiomycetes; Eurotiales; Aspergillaceae. The record is from RefSeq and is a predicted model, not a curated record. The transcript has 5 exons. Gene Ontology annotation, molecular function: calcium-activated cation channel activity. Bases 1 to 3102 code for a protein of 1033 amino acids. Gene Ontology annotation, biological process: monoatomic cation transmembrane transport. Gene Ontology annotation, cellular component: membrane.